Molecule: messenger RNA, 1907 nt
Organism: Bemisia tabaci
Lineage: Eukaryota; Metazoa; Arthropoda; Insecta; Hemiptera; Aleyrodidae
Biological process (GO): multicellular organismal reproductive process
Source: RefSeq, a predicted model, not a curated record
UAUCAUUUCACGUUUCUACACUUCUCAGCCUUACUUUGCGGUUCACCGCUCUUGAAGUAACUGUUAAGUGCCUAUCGUCCUUCGUCCUGAUCUGGUCAGUGUUUCGAUUGAUUAUAAAGAAAGUUUGGUGUUUUUUAUAGUGAUUUUUUGUGGAUUCCCCUUCGCAUCGCACUUUCCUUCUUCGUUGUUAAACUAAAAAGCAAAAAAUUAGCGAACAAAAAGUGGAAAAGUUCGAGCAGGAGUAGACAGAAUAAUAAUCUUUGUGUGGUUAUUGUGCGGAGGAGGUCAAAUAAAUGAUAUAAAAUCUGGUAUCAAUAAGAAUAGAGAGAGAGAGAGAGUGAAAUAGUAAAAGAUGGCAUACUCAAUUCCGGAGUCACAAGUUGUGACAAUAGUUCUCAUAGGCCUCAGCGCUUUCUUGACGCCUGGCGGUGCACAAUGUCCAUCAUUCCGUCAGUUUUUCUCAAGUUGCAAAAUUGGAUCUCCAAAAUUUGACAAGUGCUUGGCGAAAGCUUUGAAUGACGUACGACCCUGCUUAAAAUAUGGUGAUCCUAGCUUGAAUAUACCGAUUUUGGAACCAAUCAGCUACGGUCCUAAGCCUGUCCAUGAAAAUAUUGACUUGAUGUUCUUGAAAGCUCAAGUGGACUUAUUUAACAUUGUAGAAUACGCUUGGGCCAACUCCACUUAUCUCAAUACCAAGACCAGUCUCCAAGAUCAGAAAAUAGACAUCUACCAAUGGUUGCCCUACAAAGUUCUGUGGGGAGAUAUGUACGUUUAUGCAGAGAUGCCAGAUUGGAAAGCCAACCGAACUGUGCAGUGGAGCGUUGAGUUGUUUGAUGUCAAACAAAGGACCUCAAUCAAGAAAGUAAAGAGCACGAACAAACUCCAAGUGUCGCUGAAUCUUUUAUCUAUGAGAGACGUCAAAUUUCAGCUGAUAAAUGCUAUUUAUGACAAGGAUUUUGAAAUGAUGUUUAAUACGCUGCUACAUCGAUAUUGGCGCCUUGUUUUCGCAGUGCUCAAACCCGCAAUUUACAAUUUAAUCAAUGCGGUGCAAACGAACCUAGCCAAUGAUGUCUAUCCAGAGCUCAAGCUGGAGGAGUUAUUUCAGCCGAUGUAGAGAAAGCUUACUGUAUCAACUUGAUCAUAGUCACUGCCCGAUACUUCUCUUCUUCGUUGUAAAUUUUGAAUAAUAAGUUGUAAUAAAGUACUUCGUUGUAAAUAAGUAGGAUACAUUUUCCCAGUAAAAUAGGGGAGUGUUAUAUAAAAAAUGAUAACGACACUGAUAAUUAUAAAUUGUAAACCCGAGAUACCCCGGCAGACUUCCUAGCUUUCAUUGGCCAAAGGAAUCAGAUUUUCUUGAUGUAAUUAUAACGAAAUGGUAUUAGGUUUCGUUACAUUAAUUUACUUUUAAAUUUAAACAUAUUUUUUGGUAUUUUUUCCUUCUGACUGAUGUGUGUCUGGCCAUCAACUAAAACGUAGCAUGCCUUUGUCUCAUUAUUUCAAGCGUUUCAUACAAUUUAUCUUUUGAAAAACUUUUUUUACUCAAGUCUUGCUAAGUUAAGCAAAUGCCGCACAGAGACCUAGCCGUCCCUUCCUCUCUUGAAUAGGAAGAUGUUUCCAUUUUGUUCUGAAUUUCGAUUCCUUGGUUUCAAAGAUGUCGAGGAGACAGUGAGGAUUGGUCAUUAUUUCAGUGACAUCCAGAUGUAAAGAAUCUUAAAUUUUAAUAGAUUUAGAGUCUCCUCUUGUGAAUAAACUUUUUAUACAAAUAUAUCUUUUAAUUAAUAUUUUACGGCGAGGCACAACGCGCUGACUCUUUUUAGGUGCAUUACCAAUUUGUUGAAUCGACCCAGCAGGAACGCUUAUUUGUAAGAGAACACGAUAUGUCUAAUAAAUUUUAAGUCCGCGCAAUG